Messenger RNA from Helobdella robusta, 3528 nucleotides. RefSeq lists its product as hypothetical. Gene Ontology annotation, biological process: establishment of spindle orientation; regulation of protein secretion; regulation of Notch signaling pathway. The transcript has 24 exons. NCBI's taxonomy places the organism in Eukaryota, Metazoa, Annelida, Clitellata, Rhynchobdellida, Glossiphoniidae. Gene Ontology annotation, cellular component: cytoplasm; plasma membrane; cortical actin cytoskeleton. Gene Ontology annotation, molecular function: syntaxin binding; GTPase activator activity; myosin II binding. The coding region runs from base 1 to 3528 and encodes 1175 amino acids. The record is from RefSeq and is a predicted model, not a curated record.
AUGGAAGUUUUGAGAAGAUUAAAGUUGAUCAAAGGCAAGGAGUCCGAGGCCAGAAGACAGAUAUUGAACGAAUUGUUUCAAUACAAGAAGGGCUUAGUCUAUGGUCCGCCACCUCAGCCAACAGCGGCCGCUUACGACUGCAAAUUAAGUUUUCUUGCCAUUGGAUCUCAGACUGGUGCUAUAAGAAUUUAUGGAAAGCCUGGAGUUCAGUUUGUAGCCCAGCAUCCAGAGGGUAGUGCAGUUGAAUGUAUGCAUUUCCUUAAUGAAGAGGCUAGGCUGAUAACAUUACAUGCUGAUAGAUCAAUCUACAAAUGGGAAAUGAAUGUGAGUGAAGAUGGUAACUCAUCUCUGACCUCCAUUGCAUCUUUCAUUCCUUCUGAUAGUUCUAAGGUAGCAAAGUGGGUGACCUGCUUGACCACUGGCAAGGUCUUGUUGUUUGUGGCUGAUUCAUCGACUGGGAAUGUGGCAGCUCUUGAUGUUGAUUCAUUUGCAUUGAAGGAAGACAGUACAAUCCUGCAGGAACAUGUCCUCAAAAUAGCAUCAGAUGAACAAAAAUCUAAAGGGGUAACAGUCAGUAUAAUUGUACAACAUCCAACUGAACAACAUCUGUUGAUGUUUGGCUAUGCUGAAGGUGUUAUGAUCAUGUGGAACUCUGAGGACAAGAGGUCUGAAAAGUGUUUUGGCACAAACCAGCCCUUGCAGUAUGCCAGCUUCAAUAGAUCUGGUUCUGACAUUAUCACAAGUCACCUGGAUGGCAGCUACAUGAACUGGAACCUGGAUGACAUCCUCAAACAUAUUGAUAAUCCCACCACCCCAUAUGGACCAUUUGCAUGCAAAGAAAUCACAAAGAUAGUUCAAAAGACAUCAUCUAAGGAUUCUUCUCCAUACAUAUUCUUCACUGGUGGGUUAUCAAAAUCAACAUUCGAUGAUAAACAUUCCUUGACACUGAUGCAUGGAUCGAAGCACGUUGUGUAUGAUUUGAGGUCAAAGGUUGUUGACUUCAUUGUCAUGUGUGAGGCUGAUGAAAAAGAUGGGACUCAAGAUGCUGAUAAUCCUCACACGUUGUUGAUCAUAACGGAAGACGAGUUGUUGUUCGUGGACCUGACGUCAGAUGAUUGGUCCUUGUAUGGCACAUGUGGUGUCGUGCACAUUCACAGUAGUCCUGUUUCUGCAAUACUACACAAGGAUCAGAUCUCGCAAAAUGUCUGGAUCAAAAUUGACUUCAUCAGAAGAAAAUACAUUGCAAGUGUUAAACAUCUCUCCCAGAAGGAAUGGCCAAUUAAAGGAGGGCAGAUAACAGCUGCUGACAAAGACCAUGAUGCUGAACUUCUUGUCACUGGUCAUGAGGAUGGUUCAGUGGUCUUCUGGCGCCUUAGUAACAGUUCAUUGAAGAAGUUGUUCGUAUGGUCAUCUGGGGAUAUCUAUGAUGGUGUUGGUCUGGUUGAUGCAACAAGCAGUCACACUGCCACUGAUGAAAAUUGGCCUCCAUUCAGGAAGCUCACUAAUUGGACACAGAAGUAUGAAGACAGUCGACUGCACAUAACAACCCUGUCCUUUUGUCCUGAAACUGGUGUGCUUGUGGUUGGUGGAAUCUCAGGUCAGGUCAUCGUCUGCAACCUGGAGAACCAGGACAACAAGCUGCUGCCUUCUGAGGCAACUUUUGUUGACAUAUUGGGCAAAGGAGAGCCUGCUGAUUGUUUAACGUUGAAGAAAUCAGCUGAUGGGUUGUUGAGUGUGGAAGCUGUCCUCCAAAUUGAUUGCUCUCAUCCGUGCUCUGAUCUGGCUCUCAGAUCAGAUUGGAAAUUGUUAGCCAUUGGAACCAUGAAUGGUUUUGUUUUGUAUGAUCUGCAGAAGAAAAAAGUUAUAAUGAGCAAGUUGACAGCUAAUCGUCCAGGAGUGGUAAGAAGUCGAUCAUUCCAACAAUCCUUGCGCGAUUCAUUCCGAGGAUUGAAGCGGAAAUCAAUCAGCAAGUCUUCAGAUGAGGCACCUGACACUCCUGUUAAAACGGCAACUGAAAAAGUUGAGAAUGGUGUUGAGAAGGCUGUUGAAGGAGUGGCUGAUGUAGUUGAAAAAGUUGAAACUGCUGUUACUGAUACAGUAGAAGAAGUUAAUACAAAGAUUGAACAGGUUGCUGAAGAUGCCGAGAAGAAAGUGGAAGAGGGCUUAGAGAAGUUAGGUAUUAACGGUAACGCUGGUGAAGAAGAGAAUAAAUUAGAAAGUGAAGGCCAGGUUAAGAUCAUAUCUCAAGAGGUCAAGGAGCAUAAGAUUGAUCAAAUGACUCCAUCAAAAAAAUCUGAAGUGAUUACAACUGUCACAACAACCAACAUUACUGUAUCAUCAACCACCACUACCAAGAAAGAUGGAACAGUCGUGGAAGAGGAAACCAAAAAAUCAGAAAAUGGACUCUCUCCAAAUAUCAACGGAGUUGCUGAAGGUCACAGCAGAGGCUCAACCUUGAAAAGAGAAGGAGUGACAUUUGACAUGUCCUUGACCCCAUCCAAGGUCAACACAGGUUCAGGAGGGUCGGUGACUUGUGUCAGAUUUGCUGAUACCUUCUUGGCGCAUUCUGUGACAGCUACAAUGUGGGUGGGCCUGUAUGAUGGCAAAGUAUUUGCUUACCAGUUGGUCAUCCCAGCAGCUGGCCAAAGAGAGGAAGAAGAUGUAUCAACUGUUCUUGCCAAAGAAAUUCAUCUAAAGCAUGGUGCUCCCAUUUGUGGUCUGUUUGUUAUUGAUGAUAAGGGCAAAGUUGUAACUGGACCAAUUUUCUCUCUUCCUGGCUUGAGAGCGCAGUAUAAGCACAAGUUGUUCAAGAACAAGGAGGAUGGUGCCAUAGUUUGUGUUCAUGCACAAAACUUCAAGAGUGUCAAAGAUGAUGCUUACAGCGAGGAGGCACUACUCUGCAUAACAAGCAAAGGUGAUGUGCACGCUAUUCAUUUGCCAUCCCUCAGACCUCAGGUCAAGGUCCCGGCUAUUGGCAACACAGAUCUGAUUGGACAGUCGUGCUUUCAGAGCAAUGGAAUAGGAAUGUAUCGAUCAACACCUUGGCAGUUGACCACUUUCAGCAUUGCAGCUGCCUGUAGAGCUUGUCCUCCUGUCCAACUGAACCUUAAGGAUGGCAUGAGACCUGUUGUCGUAGAGACAAAGCAGGAAGUCGUGAUGGAGAUUGAAGACACUGGAUCACCUGUGCAUGAUGCUGGGAAGAAAUUACAAGAGGCUGAUGCAAAGAAGGAAGAGGAAGUUAAGAAUGAAGAUAUCAAAGUGGAAGAAGUUAAGAAAGAAGAAACUAAGGGUGCUGAAAAUGAUAAGGGAGAUUCCUCAGUACCACAACCACCACAAGCAGGAGAAACAACAAAAACUGUGACCACUGAAACUAUCACCUCCAAGCUUAUUGAUGGCGCCAAGCCUCAGGACAUCAUAGUAGAUGUCAAGAAAUAUUCCACUGUAACCACCACAACUACCACUCUGGAGAAUGAGACAUCGGAUGCCAACGAACUGCUGGAGGAUAGGAUCAAGAACCAUCUUGAGUAA